AUGACCAACACAGCAACAAUAACCUACCACCCAGUCGAGCUCCUAAUCCGCGACCUCCGGGACUACAUCCACCGCGACCCGGACCGCACGACCGCCUUCCACACAGCCAUAAACACCGCGCUGUACCCGCGCAACGGCGGCGCCCACGAGAUGGCGCGCGAGGGCAUCCGCUCCCUCGACGAUUUCCUCUGUUUCGCCGACGCACUCCUCCGGUGGGUGCCGCGCGUGACCACCACAGGCGACGAGCUCUUGGAUAAGAGUGUCGUCUUUUACUGGGGGAUCUCCAGGGCAAGGGAGGUGGUCGGCGGCGGCGGCUUUGUGCAUGCUUGUCUCAGGCCAGCGGAAUAUCAUCGACAGCGUACCCCCGUCUCCGGGAGGAUUGUGCAAGUGAGGAACAUUCAGGAUCAGGUGUAUUUGCAGAUCGCGAAGAAGAAGGAAGGGCGGGGCCUGCAGCCGGAUCGCGGACUGCGGAGGGAUGCCAAGGAGGAGGUGAGACGCGACAGGAUGCCGUGUAGGGGCCCGCAGAUCCUGGAUGCCCCGGACAAGACAAUGCGGGCUGUCAAUAGUAUCUCGUCGGUGGUGAUGACCGUGCAUGAGGGCCAAUGGGUGAGGAAAGGAGAUGAGAUCUCAUAUUUCCAGUUUGGGGGAUUGGACGUGGUCAUGGUCUUUGAAAACCCGGUUCGAUUCAGGGAGGAUUUGCUGCCGGGGGUUUCUUGUCUAAAUGUUCGAGAGGAGCUGGCGGUUCUUAAGUGA
Molecule: messenger RNA, 753 nt
Organism: Aspergillus aculeatus ATCC 16872
Lineage: Eukaryota; Fungi; Ascomycota; Eurotiomycetes; Eurotiales; Aspergillaceae
Exons: 3
Coding region: 1-753 (250 amino acids)
Biological process (GO): phospholipid biosynthetic process
Molecular function (GO): phosphatidylserine decarboxylase activity
Source: RefSeq, a predicted model, not a curated record